AACAAGUCAAGAACUCGCAACUUAUUCUGCGUCGGUCAAUCCUAUUAGAGUAAGGGCUGCCGGUGAGGAUUUUACCACGCGAGAGGGAUCCCAAUCCUAAUCCUUGAUCAUGGUACCUCUCGAUCCAUCUUUUUGAAUUGGUUCUUCUACAGCCAGAUCCGUUUCUUAAUGAACUUACAAGCAUGUUUGAACAGAGUACUGAGAAAGGGACUGUUUGGGUCACUCUCAAACGAUCGUCGUUGAAGUCUAAGGUGCAAAGGAAUAAAAUGACAACUGCUGGUACACCCAUCGACUAUAGGUGUCUCAUCCGUGCUACUAAUGGCAAAAAGACAAUCUCUACUUCGGUUGGGGCCAAGGAUCACCAACGCUUCCAAGCUUCAUAUGCAACUAUUCUAAAGGCCCACAUGACAGCUUUGAAAAAGAGGGAGAGGAAGGACAAGAAAAAGGCUGCAGGGGCAAAUAAGAAAGAGGGUGUCUCAAAUAGUUCCAAGAGGGCCUGAACUAAGCUUCUGCAUAAACUGAAUACCUUUCAUUUCCUUUGAACAUGCCCUUUGGCUUUUAAGAAUGCUAGAGUUUUAAUUUCUUAUCCGGAAAAAAGUAUGAAAUGAUUUGUUUUUGAGCAAUUUGUGGGAUUGGAGGACAUGUUUUUGUUUGACCGCCUGAUUCAGGAUGCAGCAUCAAUUAACAUUUAUGUGAGAAGUUUUGGAAAAAAGAGGAGGAAUUGUACAUAUAUCUUGUUGGAGGUUUAUGUUUGAUUGAUUUUUGCUCUUGAAUUUUUCUGGAGCUAUACACAGAAAUUCUUCAUUUAUAAGAUUGGCCGGUCAAAUAUGGUGGUUAUGCAAAAUAUUACUGUAUGCUUGUAGCACAUAUUCAUUGUUUGGUGUUGGACCA
Molecule: messenger RNA, 891 nt
Organism: Jatropha curcas
Lineage: Eukaryota; Viridiplantae; Streptophyta; Magnoliopsida; Malpighiales; Euphorbiaceae
Product: Signal recognition particle, SRP9/SRP14 subunit
Biological process (GO): SRP-dependent cotranslational protein targeting to membrane
Cellular component (GO): signal recognition particle, endoplasmic reticulum targeting
Molecular function (GO): 7S RNA binding; endoplasmic reticulum signal sequence receptor activity
Source: RefSeq, a predicted model, not a curated record